GCGGUGCGACACCGCGGCGCGCGUCGCGAGCUCGAGCUCGUUCGCGGCGUCUCCGCACGCGUUGAAGAUGCCGCGGAGAUCGUUCGUCGCCACGGAGACGGGCUGCUGCGCGUUCACGCUCAUCGCGUUAUUCGUCGAAGACGCGGCGGAUCCUCCUCCUCCUCCUCCUCCGGGGGAGGCGCUCCCUCCGCUGAGUCGUCCUCCUCCCAGGCCCAGGCCCAGGCCGCCGCGAGGGGAGGGAGACGCGUGCCGCGGGGUCCCGCCGUGCCGCGGCGUCGACCGCGCGGACGGCGGCGCGGUGGUCGUCUUCAGCGGGCCGAGCGCGUCCGGGGGAUCGACCACCGCCGCGUCGCCUCCUCGGACCGCUCCAGCUGUGCGCCGCUCGCGCUCGUCGCGCUCGCCGCUCGCGCGCGGCGACGACGACGGUGCCGCGUCCACCUCGACGUCCACGUCGCCGAGGCUCAGGACGCCGUCCGACGUCGCCGCCUUCGUCGGCGACAACGCGGGAGACAUGACGGACGGCGACGGACGGGGAAGGAGGGGCUCGCCUCGCGGACGGAACGGCACGCCGCUCGCCGCCGCGCGAUCGAUCGUACGAUCGACCUGCGCUACGACGACCGGACGCCUCCUCGGCGGGUCGGCAACUUACGCGCGGACUCCCAUCGAGUCGAUCGACGCCUCCGUCGCGGUCUCACGACGACGUCCGAUACGACAGCGCGGCGGUCUGAGCGCGCGCGUCGUGCGUCGCGCCCGCGUGUGA
Micromonas pusilla CCMP1545 is the source of this 760-nucleotide messenger RNA. RefSeq lists its product as uncharacterized. The record is from RefSeq and is a predicted model, not a curated record. The coding region runs from base 68 to 760 and encodes 230 amino acids. Lineage: Eukaryota; Viridiplantae; Chlorophyta; Mamiellophyceae; Mamiellales; Mamiellaceae. The transcript has a single exon.